Molecule: messenger RNA, 237 nt
Organism: Dromiciops gliroides (monito del monte)
Lineage: Eukaryota; Metazoa; Chordata; Mammalia; Microbiotheria; Microbiotheriidae
Product: small nuclear ribonucleoprotein Sm D1-like
Exons: 2
Coding region: 1-237 (78 amino acids)
Source: RefSeq, a predicted model, not a curated record
AUGAAGCUUGUGAGAUUUUUGAUGGAAUUGAGUCAUGAAACUGUAACCACUGAAUGGAAGAAUGGACCGCAAGUGCUUGGAACAAUCACAGACAGCUUACCUUGGGAUACUUUAAUUGUGGAUGUUGAAACAAAGAUGAAAACUAAGAAAAGGGAAGCUGCUGCAGGAAGAGGCCGAGGUUGGGGUAGAGGAAGAGGAAGUGAUCAUGGAAGAGGAAAAGGGGGUCCCAGACGAUAA